AUGAGGCAAACCGUCGAUACUCAUAGACGGGCUGGUCACCAGUCUACCUUGACCCAUGUCUUCCCCAACAACGACAGCAGCCUGUCUCCUGCCUUUACUGUGUUACCGAAUGUUAUCAAGAAGAACCAGCGGACCGUCAUUGUGCAUGGUCUCGCCGACUUCGCUCUCAUUGCUGAUGGCGUCAUUGUCGAUGGUGUGGGUGCCUAUGGCACCAUGCACUCGGAGCGAGGACUCACUUAUUACGAAGUAGCCUUGAGUGGACACAUGAUUCCACAGUUUGCGCCAGUGCCUGCCUUCCAGAUUAUGCAGUACUUGAUGGGCUUUAGGGACACGCCUUAG
This is a messenger RNA of Suillus discolor, 339 nucleotides long. RefSeq lists its product as uncharacterized. NCBI's taxonomy places the organism in Eukaryota, Fungi, Basidiomycota, Agaricomycetes, Boletales, Suillaceae. The record is from RefSeq and is a predicted model, not a curated record. The coding region runs from base 1 to 339 and encodes 112 amino acids. The transcript has 4 exons.